GAGAACAUAUGAGUUAAGUAGACUGACAUAAGUAGAUCAAACUUUACUGUAGGUUCAUUAGUAAUCUGUGCUGUUAUACAGAAAUGUGUGAGGAGUUCUAUGCCAACACAAAAGAUUGCUACAUGGAUGGAUCUAAUACGAUGGAUGGAGUGAUGAUUUAUGAAAAUUAUAGGGUGCCAAAAUUAGAAGACAAAUCGACUGAGGACCAACAGGAAGCUGCUUCGGUAACUGUAGAUUCACGAAAGAAGAAUCUUUUCAUUGCUGCUGGAGUGUUUCUGGGUGUGCUGUGUCUUCUCACUGCAAUCGCUGUCCUGGUGAUCCAGUUCAAUGAAGACAAAAGAAACUGGAACAUAGAGAGGAGUCAGUUUGAGAUGAACAACUACAACCUGACCAAGGAAAGAGACAACCUUCAGACCAAUAACAACAGACUAGAAAGACUCAGCUUCAACCUGACCCAAAACAUGAGCCAGUUAAAUAUUGAGAAAGACAACUUGAAGGCCAUUAACAGGAACCUCAGCCAAGAAAAAAAGCAACUACACUCACAGCUUUCAAAGGCAUUGGCAGAGGCGUGUGCUUAUGGGAACAGUUUUGGUGGCAGCUGUUAUUUGUUCUCCAUCACACAAAAAACCUGGGCCGACAGCAAAGCAGAAUGUGAAAAACUUGCUGCACACCUGGUGACUAUAUCUAGUGAAGAUGAACAGCAAUUCAUCACCGGCAAGAUCAGUGAGGGACAUUGGAUUGGUUUGAGUGAUGAAGAAGAAGAAGGUACUUGGAAAUGGGUAAAUGGAGAGCCACUGAACACAACGUACUGGCUGAGUGGGGAACCAAAUAACACUGGCAAUAAUGAAGACUGUGCGGUUGUUCUCCCAUCUAAGUCUCUGAUAAACUGGAAUGAUCUUAAUUGUCAGCAGUUUCUCCGUAGAUGGAUCUGUGAAAAGUGAAUAAAUAAAUUAAAUUAAUAUAUGAAAUAAGAGUUCCACAUGGUUCGGUUGAGAUGAAGAUGUAUGAUGAACUGCUGCAGCCCCCAAACAGGAGCACCCAAAAGAAAAAAGGGUGAUUCUUGUGAUUGUUUCUUGAAUUUUCUUUCUCUGAAACUCUUAUUACAAAAUCACGGUGGCUUAGUGGUUAGCACUGUUGCCUCACAGC
Molecule: messenger RNA, 1146 nt
Organism: Thalassophryne amazonica
Lineage: Eukaryota; Metazoa; Chordata; Actinopteri; Batrachoidiformes; Batrachoididae
Product: hepatic lectin-like
Exons: 6
Coding region: 84-941 (285 amino acids)
Source: RefSeq, a predicted model, not a curated record